Chiroxiphia lanceolata (lance-tailed manakin) is the source of this 1894-nucleotide messenger RNA. RefSeq names its product gasdermin-A2-like. Gene Ontology annotation, molecular function: phosphatidylinositol-4-phosphate binding; phosphatidylinositol-4,5-bisphosphate binding; phosphatidylserine binding. Lineage: Eukaryota; Metazoa; Chordata; Aves; Passeriformes; Pipridae. Bases 176 to 1633 code for a protein of 485 amino acids. The transcript has 11 exons. Gene Ontology annotation, biological process: defense response to bacterium; pyroptotic inflammatory response. The record is from RefSeq and is a predicted model, not a curated record.
CUGUUAGCAAGUCCUCUGAGCAGAAGGGAAGCCAGAGAUCUCCUCCCCAGUCCUGCUGCUCUGCAGGGCUCACAUCCCCUCAGCAGACCCCAGGCUCCCAAUCCACAGGAGGCAUCCACCAAACAGGCACAAAUCCACCUGGCUUGGCUGCAAAACUUCAUCCAUACAAAGCAGAAUGUUUAAAAAAGUCACCAGAUACAUUGUAAAUCAAGGGGAUCCAAACCAAGAAUGGGUCCCUGUCGAGAGCAUCACAGACCACGAGCACUUCAGACCCUUCUGUCUUCUGAUACAAAAAAGAAAACCAAAAACCGAAUUCCACCCAGGUCCCUACUACCAGUGCACAGGGUUCAGACUGGACAGUGUGCUGCUGCCUGGAGAAGAUGGGAAAAGCACAGAGUCACUCCUUCUCUCGGGAGAUGGUCCAGAUUACAACAGAUUAGCUCUCUCAAAGGUCACUGCUGACAAAGUCAAGGGGGAUCUCAGCGUUAUUGCUGAUGGUGCAACUGUGAAGCUGAAAGGAAGUGGCUCCUUAUCCCAGGAGUUUUCCAUCAAGCUGCAGAAGAAGGCCAUAGAAAUGAACUCACUGGAGGCAGUGAGAAAGAAAAGAAAAAUCAACAUGGAUCACUCCUUCAUCCAACAACUCCUGAGGACAACGCUCAAGUUGUACGUGGUUUAUGAAACCCUGGAAGCUUCAGAGGAGACCGUCUACAAGGAAUCCAGCAAGGCACAGGGAGGCUUCCUAGCCACGAUUUACGCCAAGUUCUCUGCACAGGCCUCCACAGAGAACAGACAAAGCAUAGUCAUACCCAAGGGCUGCACCCUGGCCUUCAGGGCCAUCCAGAUGAACAUUAGCAAAGGAGAAUGGGGACUGGGUUUUUUCGAAAGAACUCGUUGUGCACAUGUAUAUUACUUCGAUGAUGGUGUCGAGCUUUCUGGUUUACCAACAACAAAAUUAGAUGCAGUGGACACAGAAGUUAAACAACACUAUCGGAUUUUCUCUGAGUUGCCUUGCGGCCUGCGGGUCAUGUUCUUAAACACCAUCACAGCUGUGAUGAGAGACAGGAAACUCUUUCAGGAGCUGAGCCAGAAGAUGGAAGGAGUUCUUGAGAAAACUGAUGGUUGUAAACUGAAAACUAAAAGCCCAGACUUAAAAGACCUGUUGAGCACGUUAAAGAAUUCUCCAAGAGAUCGUUGUCUUCUGCUGGCAAAGGGAAUAACCUACACCCUCGAUGCUUUGGCUGAGCUACUGGACAAUCAGCUGCUGCUGCUGCUGGAAUCCUUGGAAAGGAAGAUUGUGUCCCAACAGCUGCAGCUGGUUGGAAAACUCCUGGAGCAUGAGCUGGAGAAUGGGAAUGAGUCUUUCCAUGUGGACGCCAGCCUGCUCUCCUUCCCACGGCAGGAGGAUCAGGGCUUAACCAUGACCCUGGUGGAGCUGAGUAGAGUGAAGCUCCAGGAAGAUGGAUCAGCUGAGCCCAUGGAACAGCCCUACGAGGUGGUGGCCGCCCUGUACGUGGCCCUGUAUGCCCUCAACCUCCUCAGUGGGGACUUGGUCCUGUCCAGGGAACCCCUCCCCAAGCUGCAGGAAAACCUCUGCCCACCAGCCUCUUCUCUCCCCCAAUUUCAUCCUUGUUAAUGCUCAAGGCUGCUUUGGCUGAGAAAAGCAAACUUAAGGCAGGAAAACUCAUUAUGGAUGCAAAAGGCUGGAUAUCAAAUUGGAUGUCUCUGGCUGUCCCCCAUUGAAUGUAGAGGGACAACCGGAAAAUCCUUGAGCCCAAAUAAUCACAGGCCUGACAGCUGUGCCUCAUGAGCUUCCCUAAAAACGCUGCUGCUUCUGCAACCAAUGAAUGGGAAAGGGAAGGGCAAGGGAAUGCCAAGGGAAAAGGGGGAAAAAAUG